Messenger RNA from Drosophila busckii, 475 nucleotides. RefSeq lists its product as uncharacterized. Bases 70 to 402 code for a protein of 110 amino acids. The transcript has 2 exons. NCBI's taxonomy places the organism in Eukaryota, Metazoa, Arthropoda, Insecta, Diptera, Drosophilidae. The record is from RefSeq and is a predicted model, not a curated record.
CAUUCGUGCUGAUAAGGUAGCACAUUUAAACCCUACUUAAAUUCAAAUAUUUUAUUUUACAUUUGUACAAUGUUAUCGUUAAUUAAUGGAAUUUAUAGUAAAAUUAGGUCCGAUGCAGCUGGAAACAAUUCCGUGAAAUUUGUAUUACCAGGCCAACGUGCAGUUAGCAACAAAGUAUGGCAGAGUCUUGGCUUCUUUGUAGUCAUGCCAGCUGUCGGCUUUGGCCUAGUUAAAGCUUUUAUGCAGAUAAAGGAGCAGAAAGAGUCCCAGGCGAAACCAGUAGUAAUGGAUUAUUAUAGACGUCAUCGGGAGAAGGGUACAGUGCCGGCAAAGUCGCAUAGAAAAAAUGAAAUUAAAACAAUUGAGGAUAAUGCAGAAAUUGGUGCAUUCUUUUAUUGGUAGAAAAUAUGCAUAGUAAACAUUUUAAUUUAUGUAUAUUAAUUCUAUGUAAAUUAAAAUAAAUUGGAUUUAUUUA